This is a messenger RNA of Gopherus evgoodei (Goodes thornscrub tortoise), 5937 nucleotides long. It is a transcript of the gene DPYSL4, whose product is annotated as dihydropyrimidinase like 4. Lineage: Eukaryota; Metazoa; Chordata; Testudines; Testudinidae. The transcript is spliced from 14 exons. Gene Ontology annotation, molecular function: hydrolase activity, acting on carbon-nitrogen (but not peptide) bonds, in cyclic amides. The record is from RefSeq and is a predicted model, not a curated record. Bases 119 to 2137 code for a protein of 672 amino acids. Gene Ontology annotation, cellular component: cytoplasm; cytosol.
GGCUGAGCCCCUUCUCUCGCUGCCAUUCCUCCUCCAGCGCUGCGUGUGCAGCCUCCCGCGGGCACCGCUCCACUGCCCGGUCCCCGGCCGUCCCAGGCGGGCUCCUUCGCCCGCAGCCAUGGCAGAGCAGAGCCAGCAGCAGGAGCAGAAGGAGCCCGAGCGGCCCGCGUACUUCGCAGCCCUGGGCUCGGGCAGCCCCAAGCCCAGGCAGAAAUUCGGGGGCAUGUUCUGCAGCGUGGAAGGAGCCUUUGAAAACAAAACGCUGGACUUGGACGCGCUGAGCGGCGGCGGCAGGAGAGGCGGCCAGACGCCGGAGCGAGGGGCGCUCCGCCAGCUCUCCAGCGACUCCCCAGGGCAGAGCGAGAGCAGCCCUGCUCUCACCCCAGCCGGAGCGGAGCCUUCCCCGCCCGCUGCUGGGGCAGCCGGAGGCGCGCCCGAUGGCUACACUCAGAGUGACCGGCUUCUAAUCAAAGGAGGAAAGAUCGUCAAUGAUGAUCAAUCAUUUUAUGCUGAUAUCUAUGUGGAAGACAGUUUGAUAAAGCAAAUUGGAGAAAAUCUGAUAGUUCCUGGUGGCAUCAAAACUGUUGAUGCCUAUGGCCAGUUGGUUAUGCCAGGAGGAAUAGAUGUCCACACUAGACUACAGAUGCCUGUGAUGGGAAUGACCUCUGCUGAUGACUUUUAUCAAGGCACAAAAGCAGCCCUAGCAGGAGGAACCACCAUGAUACUUGACCAUGUAUUCCCUGACUCUGGAAUGAAUCUGCUUUCUGCAUAUGACCAAUGGAGAGAGUGUGCUGAUAACAAAGCCUGUUGUGAUUAUUCCCUGCAUAUUGACAUCACACGCUGGCAUGAGAGCAUAAAAGAGGAACUGGAAGCUCUAGUGAAAGACAAAGGUGUGAACUCCUUUCUAGUUUUCAUGGCUUAUAAAGACAAGCUCCAGUGCACUGAUGCUCAGAUGUAUGAAAUAUUCAACAUUAUUCGCGACUUGGGUGCCAUUGCCCAAGUGCAUGCUGAAAAUGGAGACAUAAUUGACGAGGAGCAAAAGAGACUGUUGGAACUUGGAAUUACUGGUCCAGAGGGGCAUGUUCUUAGCCACCCAGAGGAGGUUGAAGCAGAGGCAGUGUACCGUGCAAUUACAAUAGCAAAACAAGCCAACUGCCCGUUGUAUGUCACAAAAGUAAUGAGCAAAGGUGCCGCAGAUGUGAUAGCUCAAGCAAAGCGAAAAGGCACAGUUGUGUAUGGAGAGCCAAUUACAGCGAGCCUUGGCACUGAUGGAUCACACUACUGGAGUAAGAAUUGGGCUAAAGCUGCAGCCUUUGUUACAUCCCCACCAGUUAGCCCUGACCCUACUACAGCUGAUUAUCUCACUUCUCUGUUAUCAUGUGGGGAUCUGCAGGUUGCAGGCAGUGCCCACUGCACAUUUACCACCGCACAGAAGGCAGUAGGAAAGGAUAACUUUACCCUUAUUCCAGAGGGAACAAAUGGCAUUGAAGAAAGAAUGUCAAUAAUUUGGGAGAAGUGUGUGGCCUCAGGGAAGAUGGAUGAGAAUGAUUUUGUAGCAGUGACCAGUACAAAUGCAGCCAAAAUCUUUAAUUUUUAUCCCAGGAAGGGACGAAUUGCUGUCGGUUCUGAUGCUGACCUAGUUAUAUGGAAUCCCAAGGCUACAAAAAUUGUCUCAGCAAAAACCCACCAUCUGAAUGUGGAAUAUAAUAUAUUUGAAGGGACAGAGUGUCGUGGUUCCCCUACUGUUGUUAUAAGUCAAGGAAAAGUUGUGCUGGAAGAUGGAAACCUCUUUGUCAUCCAAGGGUCUGGUCGCUUUGUUCCUAGAAAGACAUUCCCUGAUUUUGUUUAUAAAAGAAUAAAGGCAAGAAACAGGCUUGCUGAAAUUCAUGGUGUUCCCAGGGGGCUUUAUGAUGGGCCAGUUCAUGAUGUCAUAGUGACUGCUAAAGCUGCAGCCCCAACUCCUACUUCAAGGAUAGCUCCCUGCUCAGGCAAAAUACCGACUCUUCCUGUCCGUAAUCUGCAUCUGUCAGGAUUCAGCUUGUCUGGAUCUCAAACAGAUGACCAUAUUGCAAGACGCCCUGCUCAAAAAAUCAUCGCACCCCCUGGUGGACGUUCCAAUAUUACAUCUUUGUCAUAAUGAUUCCAAAUGGGAUGUAUUGUAUUCCCUGCCAAUCAGUCUUGGUUUCCACUGGAGCAGGUGAUCUGGGGAACUGCAUUUUUCAACAUCAGUUUCACAUUUACAGAAAAUGUAUAUUAAAAGAUUGCCUUGUUUACACUCACCCAGAACACCUUGCUUUAUGAGCUGGAAGUGGAGCUCUAAGUAGCAAUCUUAACAAUUAAUUAUAGGGCAUAAUGUACACGGGCAGGGCAAGGGGCUUGGGUGGAGUGGACACCAUGGAAAUAUAAAAUUGAUCUGCCAUCAAGCUCAGGAUAAAAUUAACCAUGCGUCAGUUUACCCACCCCCCAUCUUUCUCUGAAUGGAAAAUAGACUAAAAAUACCCAAGAUAAUAGAACUCCCAUCAAGUAUUUUAAAUAUGUUUCUCGCGCAAAUAGAUAUUCAGCAGAUCUUUGACAUGUGCAUGUAAACAAUAAGAAGUUAAUUUAAAAAUGUGUUCAGCAGUGCUGCUGGCCGUCUUGUAAUCAGGACAAAGCUGUAGACAUGUUUUGUGUUUAAUAGGUUCUUUGUUUCCUUUCCAAUAACAACUACUGCCCUUUGUACUCUUAAGGAAUUUUAACUGGUAAACACUCAACUCUGUAUGUUUUUAAUACAGUUAGUUAUAUAUAUCUUGUGGUUGAAAUGAUCAAUAAUCAUAUAUUUAUACUAUCUCAUUGCUCAGGCCUUGAACAUGCCUUGGGAAUCAUUGUCACUCUGUACCAAUGUGACAGCAUGAAUAUAAGAAAUCGAAGUGUGUUCUGAAUGUUCAUGGAGUUAGUUGUCAUAGUGUCAAUAUAGGCAUACUAAUGUAUUGAGCUUUUGGGGUUUUUUUUCAUAGUUGUAUUUCUGGAACACAGAGAUGACAGUGGAAGUCCCAGUGUAUUUUAGUCUUUUUGUUAGAUUUGUUUUUUAAAGAUUAUUUAUACAGUUUUCCAAGUACCUAGCAAAGGCACAUUUGAAGGCCAGUUGCAUCUGAUGAACUCUUUUAUAAAGCUUAAUACAACAGGUUUAUUAUAUUUAAAGCUCUGUACAGUAAAGGUGAUCUUAUAUGCAGUAUCAUUCCAUAAAACUAUGCAUGUAAUGUCAACAAAAUCAUUAUUUGGUUUUUUUGUUCAUUGCUUUCAAUAAAGUUUGUUGGAAAUCACCAAAAUUAUAAAGCCAUUUGAUUAAUCUUUGUCUACUGUCUCCUACCUUAGGCUCUUAUCCAUAGUGAAUCAUCAAACUUAUACACUUUGAGUUUGAUCUGGUUCCCUUUAUCAAAGGAAAGAAGUCUAUUGACUUCAGAGAAUUUGGAUGAGGUCUUGUUUACCAAGGGCUCUAUAAUUAGACUGUUCAUAGUUCCCAAACUAGUUUGAGUGCUUACCUCAAACUCUUUGAGCUGUAAAUCAGGCUGAAAUACUAUAAGCUCAGUCAGUCUUCCCCAUUAGAUUUCUAGUACUUCCUGGUUUCUCCUAGACUAGUGAAAGCCUUGAGAAUGAAAUUUCUUGGACUAUUUCCGUACUUCCAUUUUUAGCCCCAUCUGAAACUAGGAAGUAAAGAUGCACAUAAAAAUUACGUAAAGACAACAGUUCAGGAUUUGCUACAGUGGCAAAGACGUAUGAAAUCUUCCCAUACUUUCAUUUUAGAUUUGUGUUUUGAUAAAAAUUUCAUCUGGAUGUAGCAAAAUUAUAGUCUUUGAAUGGAGUGUUUCAUUGUUUGGAAUUAUUGCUUCAGUUUAUGACCCUAUUGUUAUUUCACUAGUUCAGCUGAAAGAAACUCUUGAGCUAGUAAAUCUUUUACGGGUCUAUUCUUUCCUAUUAAUACAUUUUAGGAAAGUGAAAAAUUUUAGGAGUAAAAAAAUGUGCAGUAAAUAUAAAAACAGCUCUGGGUUUCAGAGUGUACAGGGGAUUAAGCUGGGCCAGAAUAAAGCCCUGUUUUUUCUUCUUCUUCUUCUUCUUCUUCUUCUUCAUAAAAAUGACUUUAAGUCUUCAGAAACUAUAGACACCAAGUACUUGAAAAAACAAAAUGAUCUUUCCCAGAGGUGUAGUUAUCUCAGCUCACAGCCUUCUAGCCAACCAUUCGCAAACACGUUGGCUAGAAUGCCAAACUUCAUUAGAGCACUGAAAAAGAUAAGAGCUUUGAAACCUCCACCUGCCACACAGAUAAGUGAUGAGGCUAUAAGAUGUUGCUGUAACUGUACCUUUUUCAUUUCCAUAUGGGUUUUCUGUACCAUACACUCAUACUCCAUUGAUUCACGAUAGGCAAACCUCAAAAGAAUGGCUCGUGAAAUUGCUAGUAAUUCCUAGCUUUGGUAGAGCUUCUGUUCCCGUAUGUCAAUGUAUUGCAUAAGUUCCAGAAUCCAAAAAUUCUGAAGUUUCUGCAUUUUUUUAACUUCAUAAUAGAUUUUGGGCCUGUAGGUUUUGGACAAUGACUGAGGCCAGUACUUUUUGUAAUGGACUAUUUUAUCCAUCCUUAUGCUGAAAUACCAUAGUGAUGAGCUGCAGUAUAAAACCCUAAGAUAGAUACAACUGGUAGCGACAGAAUGAGUUCCUUUCAAUGAAUUCAGCGUUUGGAAUAAUUGUUGAGAAUUUUUGUUGCUCUUGUAAAGAAUUUUGAGCGCUGGAUAGCGUGUCAGUUGGGGGACACACUCCUUUAAUUGCAUUUAGAGCUUCUAAAACCCCCAGACAUUGUCAAAACUUAUGCAAUAGUUCUGUCUUAUUUACAGAUGUGAUGAUCAUCCCUCUUCAAGCUGUCUCAGACUGGGUUCCCAGUAAUUGAAGCACUCAAUAAUACAAGUCAUUUGUGAAAAUCUAGGCUGCAUCAAGCCCACAUGAAAUUAUACUCCGUUCAGGUCAACCUUCAAUUUCAUUUUAUAUUAUAUUUCAAUAUUAUAUUGGUGCACCUGUGCCAAGGCUUGAUUUUUAAAUGUAUUUAUCUGUUUUCCAACAAAAUUUAUGAAGUUAUGACAUUGGAUACCUGUGAUGGAAUAUGAAAGACACAAAGCUAAAUUCUGCUAGUAUAAAGAAGGCAAUUGGAGUUUUGGUUAAUUGUGAAAGUUAGGCCAUGAGUCAGCAAGCACUUAACUUCAAGCAUGUGCUUCAGGCCCACUGAAGUGAAUAAGAGUCAAGACCCAGUACACAAUGAGAUUACUGGACAUAGAAAAAUAUCUGAGGUGCUCUGAAAUGUUGUAAGGAUCUCCAAGCAUGUAAGAUCCAUGUAGCUACUCAAGUGCAGAGAGAGGGGCAUGAUGUUACAUUUGUCACAGGAGGAAAAGCAGCAAAUACAUUUGGGGAGUUUUAACCUUCUGAAUAAACAAAGUCUGAUUUAUGAAAAUCUAUUAUCCCUCACCAUUUACUUUUCAGUGGAUGAAACUUUGGGCCUAGCUAAAGACCAAGAAUAUCAUGAUGAGGGAUUUGAACAAAGCUGAGUGAUGGUAUAAUAACAGGCUGAGGCUAAGAGAAUCUCACUGAGAAAUUAGGUCAUUUUUGCCAUCCAAGGGCACUAAUAAAUAUUCUGUCACAAUGAACGUAUCGUAUAUGAGGGAGUGUAGACUAAUGGAGGAUGACAGGUUGUCUGGGUUCUAAAAGUCUUUGGAUAAAAGCCCUCACUUGUGAAAAUGUAGAUGCUCCUAAAAUCAACCUCCAAGUACCUCUGUUUUGCCAGCAGCCCCGCUGGCCUGAUAAUCUAUAUAUUACUCUUCUUGAAAGACGUUAUCUAUGAAUUGCCAACAAAUCAGUUUUUUUAGCACAGAAAUUUUCAAAAGCACAAAAGUAAUCAUCAUGAUAUAGUAUCAGAGGGGUAGC